This is a messenger RNA of Syzygium oleosum, 3237 nucleotides long. Its product is annotated as probable LRR receptor-like serine/threonine-protein kinase At3g47570. Bases 157 to 3237 code for a protein of 1026 amino acids. The transcript has 2 exons. Gene Ontology annotation, molecular function: ATP binding; protein kinase activity; protein binding. Lineage: Eukaryota; Viridiplantae; Streptophyta; Magnoliopsida; Myrtales; Myrtaceae. Gene Ontology annotation, biological process: protein phosphorylation. The record is from RefSeq and is a predicted model, not a curated record.
UGAAAGAUCUGUCAUGACUAUUCUUGCAUUGAUUACAUCAACAUGUUUUAGUACGGAAGAUCAUGUUGGCCGUUAUAUAUUUUGCGAAUUGUUUUGAAACAAUUCGCACAAACACCUUAAGAGACUCAAGCUGAGAACGCUCCAUUACCAAUCCUCAUGGACCUUCCCCAUAGAGAUCGGGUUUCAUCCAGGUCAGUCUUAUGGUUAACUACCAUCAUUCUUUUGUUAGGGAGUGUCCUAGCUUUAGUGGAAGCUGGCAGGGACGAGAUUGAUCGGCUUGCUUUGCUAGAAUUCAAGGCCCGAGUAGCCAAUUCCAAUGGGGUUUUGAGCUCGUGGAAUGAUUCUAGCCACUUCUGCAAGUGGUACGGUGUCACAUGCAGUCAUAGACACCAAAGAGUCACGAUAUUGGAUCUCCGCUCCAAGAACCUGUCCGGGGUCGUGCCGCCCUGUAUUGGUAACCUCAGCUUUUUGAGGGAAGUCAAUCUGCACAGCAACAAUUUCCACUCCGAAAUUCCCUCGCAAUUUGGCCGCUUGUUUCGAUUGCAGAAGUUAAUCCUUUAUAACAACUCCUUCAGUGGACAAAUCCCAUUGAAUCUCUCCCGUUGCUCUAAUUUGCUCGUCCUUGACUUUGGUGAGAACAAACUCAGAGGAAAUUUGCCUUCGGAACUCGGCUCCUUGUCCAAUCUCCAACAACUCAUAGUUGAAAAAAACAACUUGACAGGAAACAUUCCGCCGUCGUUUGGAAACUUGUCCUCUCUUCAACUCUUCGCAACAUCGUUUAAUAACCUCAGCGGUAUGAUCCCGAAGACCCUCGGCCGGCUGAGAACACUAAACACUCUCUUUCUUGGGCAUAAUAAAUUUGUUGGUACGAUUCCUCUCUCAAUCUUCAAUAUAUCCACUUUGACAGCCCUUGAUGCGGCCGAAAACCAAAUCGAGGGGGGCUUACCCAGCAACCUAGGCUUCACUCUUCCGAAUCUCAAGAAAAUCGGUUUGUAUGACAACCACCUCACUGGACCCAUUCCUGAGUCAAUAUCCAACGCCUCUAAUCUCAGUUUUUUCGAAAUCUCGAGUAACAACUUUACCGGGAAAGUCCCUUCUUUCUCAAAGAUGAGAGGACUCUAUUGGUUUAACAUCGUCGAAAACAACUUAGGAAGUGCGCAAUCUGCUGAUCUUGACUUCCUCUGCUCUUUAACCAACUCCACAAACUUGACAAAAUUGGUUAUAGCCGGCAAUGCUUUUCGAGGACCAAUACCCGACUGUAUCGGUAACCUCUCUAUCACCCUUUCAGUAUUUUCGUUAGCAAUCAAUUAUAUUUCUGGAACCUUACAUUCUGGAAUUGGAAAUCUCAUCAAUUUGGAGAUCCUACAUAUGUCAGACAACAACAUCUCGGGAAACAUUCCUUCCGAGAUUGGAAAUCUGAACAAAAUGAAGUUUCUGGAUCUUGGACAAAAUAGGUUCUCGGGGCAGAUACCAGAAUCUAUCGGGAAUUUAAGUAUGUUGACCAAAUUUUACUUGGCUGACAAUAAUCUCUGGGGCUCGAUACCAUCGUCACUAGGAAACUGCCAGAAUUUACUUCUCUUGGACCUUUCAAACAACGACCUUAGCGGUAAUAUACCCUCGAAAAUUGUGGGAAUCUCAUCUUUGUCGAUUUAUCUCGAUUUGUCUCAAAAUAGUCUUCAUGGCUCUCUUCCAAGAGAAGUUGGAAACUUGAAAAAUCUAGGCAUAUUACUUCUUCAUGGGAACAGAUUAUCUGGACAAAUUCCAAGCAGUAUCGGCAACUGUAUAUCCAUGGAACGCCUAUAUGUACAUGAUAACUUUUUUGAAGGACCCCUACCAUUGACUAUGAGUUCCAUGAGAGGUCUACUCGUUUUGAAUGUUUCCAACAACCAAUUGUCCGGACAAAUCCCAAAAUUUCUAGAGUCGCUGAAUCUGACGAAUUUGAGCCUAUCUUACAAUGAUUUCGAGGGUGAAUUGCCUACAAGAGGAGUUUUCAGAAGUGCCAUUUCAACUUCAGUUGUUGGAAACAAUAAGCUUUGCGGGGGUCUGCCAGAUUUUCAACUACCGAAAUGUGUCUAUGAAGAGUCAAAGCGGACAAGAAUAAGAGGAACUGCAAAAAUUCUAAUAUCCACAGUCUCUGCUCUUGUAGGAGUAGCCUGCAUAUUGUCUCUGUUGUACUUAUUCUGGUGUAGACACAAUAAGAACACAACAGCUCCAAGCUCUUCUGAAGAUGGACUUGUGCAUGUUUCUUACCACAGUAUAUUUAAAGCGACGGGUGGAUUCUCCUCCACCAAUCUGCUCGGUGUGGGCAGUUUUGGGUCUGUGUACAAAGGGCUUCUUCAUCAAACUCAGUCGAUCGUAGCCAUCAAGAUUCUUGACCUUACGCGUCAUGGAGCUUCCAAAAGCUUCAUAGCCGAGUGCGGGGCCUUAAGAAGAAUUCGACACCGUAAUCUCGUGAAGGUACUCACGGCAUGUUCUGGGUUUGAUUUUAAUGGAAAUGAUUUCAAGGCACUGGUCUAUGAAUUCAUGUCGAAUGGGAGUUUGGAUGAAUGGCUGCACCCAAUUGCAUUGCAAUAUACAACGAGAAGCAAGUUGAGUCUACUUGAGAGAGUGAAUAUUGCAAUUGAUGUUGCUUGUGCACUAGAAUAUCUCCAUCAUCACUGUGAAACGCCAAUAGUUCAUUGUGAUCUAAAGCCCAGCAAUGUCCUUCUUGACGAUGAAAUGACUGGACAUGUAGGUGAUUUCGGGCUUGCCAGGUUCCUUCCGGAAGUAACACAUAAGUUACUGGUCGAUCAAUCAAGCUCUAUCAGGGUAAAAGGAUCUUUUGGCUACGUAGCUCCAGAGUACGGCGCGGGAAGUGCGGUAUCCACAGAAGGCGAUGUGUACAGCUUCGGAGUCCUCGUUUUGGAGAUGUUCACAGGCAAGAGGCCAACCGAUGACAUGUUUACAAAUGGGCUGGACCUUCAUUGCUUUGCAACAGCAGCUCUGGCAGACCGCGUGGAAAAGCUAAUCGAUCCCGUUCUGCUUCAAGAAAAUGAAGAGUCCGAGAAGAGACGAACCGUCGCUCCGGAGGGCAAGAACAAAAGCUGGUUUAGUACUCAGGAGUGUUUGGUUUUGAUCAUCGAAAUCGGAGUCAUUUGCUCUUCUGAGUCUCCAAGGGAACGAAUGGACAUCGGCGAUGCAGUGAUUAAACUCCAAGGAAUCAGGAAGAAACUUCUUGAGUUCAUUGCCAUUGCCUAG